UCGGGAUUUCGCUCCCCAAUAUAGCGCAGAGCGCAGCUGACCUUCUCAAGAAAAAUAUUGGAUUUUUCCCAAAACUCUUCCUAGGAAUUUAAAAUGACCAUAACAGAAGCAACCGAAUUACCAACCGAUGAGGAAUUAACGGUACAAGAAGUCAAUUUGUCCGGUCCAGUCCUAAAAGCCGGAGCAUUCCAUUUGGGAAAGUCCUGCGAAUAUGAGAAUAAUGAAUUCAUAUUGUGCCGCCGAGAGUUCAAGGACCCUAGAAAAUGCUUACAAGAAGGCAAAGCCGUAACCAGUUGCACUCUCAACUUCUUCAGACAAAUUAAAAAAACUUGUGCUGACGAAUUCACCCAGUACGCCUAUUGCCUGGACAAGUCCAGCCCCGACCAGCAAUACACACCAUGUAGAAAAACUCAAGCUGUUUUUGACAAGUGUGUUAAAGACAACUUGGGCCUGGACAGGCCUCCUUUCGAUUACUUCAAUAGAGUGCAUGUACAUAAAUCACCUCGUCCAGCUCUGCCAGUUGAAGGACCAGCAGUAUAUCCAGAUGCCACUCCUGGUUUGCCACCUACUGCAGAAACUCCACCAGCUAAAUAUGGUUCACGUUUCUUAUUUUUCUGGUGAUGGGAUAAUGUAUCAUCUAGUAGCUGCCACUUGUUAGAAUAUUUAAUUAUUGUGUAAUUAAUAAAUUGAUUUUAAUUUAG
Molecule: messenger RNA, 701 nt
Organism: Ceutorhynchus assimilis (cabbage seed weevil)
Lineage: Eukaryota; Metazoa; Arthropoda; Insecta; Coleoptera; Curculionidae
Source: the annotation of a GenBank genome assembly